Messenger RNA from Cylicostephanus goldi, 701 nucleotides. The record is from the annotation of a GenBank genome assembly. NCBI's taxonomy places the organism in Eukaryota, Metazoa, Nematoda, Chromadorea, Rhabditida, Strongylidae.
AUGAAAAUCGAGCAGCCAUCACCUGUCUUCCCGCUUAUCUCCCAACCGCUGCUCAAUUUCAAUCAAGAAAACGUAGCUAAGAUGGCUCAAUCACUCAUAGCUCAGCAGCAGCAGAGAGCUUUGGCGCUUCUGCUAGCUCGGCAGCAGACCAGCCAGCUUCCAGUGCAGCCGACUGCUGCACCGCCGCCGCCGCCCACUCCUUCAAUUUUGCCUUCGUUAUUCUGUGCACUAUGUAGCAAAGCAUUUCCGAACCAGCCAGCUUUUGCUGUGCAUAUGUACAUGUGCCAUAUCCAAGGAAAUAAUGUGCCGAUGAUUGGGGAAGAGACAAAAAUGCCAGUUCUGGCGCCGGUGAAUCCAAUCAAGACCGAAUCGGAAGACACCCACAUCAAUGUGCUCACCUCAACUGCAACGAACUCGUCUUGUUCAUCAAGCCCCCAGGAAACAACCUCCACGGCGUUUACGGCUACAUCGCCGAGCACCACCGAAGAAGUUGGCUCGUCCCCACUGAAUGAAUCGCUCCACUCUCCACCCACCGCACAGAAGGAGAUCCAGACGAAGUGUUGCACUUCAUGCCGCCUUCAUGCCGUACGGUCGAGUGAGCUCGAGGCAGCGCUGUUGGCCAAGAGACACGAAUUGGAGAAGUUUAAGGAAAUGAUGCGAGCGGUAGGUGUUUUUCAAAAAUUGAUAGCAACUAGAUGAUG